UUUGUGUCUCAUCAAAUCCCUAAAUCUCGAGUACGAAGAAGAGACGAAAAUGGCACUGAGAAAUGCAAUUCUUCGUCACCUGAGGGUUCCAGUGCAAACCCUAGGACUGAAGCAGUCUCAAAUUGGGUCCAUUGGUUCGAUCCGGUCUUUUUCAUCGCACGAUGAUCAUCUCAGCAGAGAAGCUGUCGUUGAUAGAGUUCUUGAUGUUGUCAAGAGCUUCCCCAAAGUCGAUCCCGCUAAGGUGACUCCUGAGGUUCAUUUCCAAAACGAUCUGGGAUUAGACAGUUUGGACACAGUGGAGAUAGUGAUGGCUAUUGAAGAGGAAUUCAAGCUGGAAAUCCCAGACAAAGAAGCUGACAAGAUCGAUUCUUGCCCUCUCGCCAUUGAAUAUGUUUACAAUCAUCCAAUGUCUAGCUAAAACCUGUGUGCUCUCUCAUAUGGUUUCUCUUCCUGUUUCUUCCCUCUUUUUUGUAUGAGGUUAUUCUCUCUUGAUAAUGGGAUUUGCAAAUAAUUUCACUUCUGUUUGGAGAGCAUUGUUAUUGACUCUUUUAACAGUUUCAGUUUCUUUGAAAUCCCCUUUUCCUUGCUUUACAGCUUGGAUCUUGUGAAAGUUGACACUCUUUCUUGAGUUGAUACAAUUUGUCUUCAGUCUACUCUAGUUCUUUUUAUCAGACUUUAUGAAUUGUAAUAUUAAAACACACAAUUAAUGAAAAUCUUGUUCGAUC
Molecule: messenger RNA, 725 nt
Organism: Capsella rubella
Lineage: Eukaryota; Viridiplantae; Streptophyta; Magnoliopsida; Brassicales; Brassicaceae
Product: acyl carrier protein 1, mitochondrial
Exons: 2
Coding region: 50-418 (122 amino acids)
Biological process (GO): fatty acid biosynthetic process
Cellular component (GO): mitochondrion
Molecular function (GO): acyl carrier activity; acyl binding
Source: RefSeq, a predicted model, not a curated record